Molecule: messenger RNA, 2788 nt
Organism: Carlito syrichta (Philippine tarsier)
Lineage: Eukaryota; Metazoa; Chordata; Mammalia; Primates; Tarsiidae
Gene: SLC7A6
Product: solute carrier family 7 member 6
Exons: 10
Coding region: 53-1588 (511 amino acids)
Biological process (GO): amino acid transmembrane transport
Cellular component (GO): membrane
Molecular function (GO): L-amino acid transmembrane transporter activity
Source: RefSeq, a predicted model, not a curated record
GCUUGUAUUCUUUGUCAGCCCACAGUAAACAGGUGUGCAGGAACCAUUUGCCAUGGAAACCAGGGAGCUGGGGAGCCCACCAACUACCUACCAUCUCAUCCCUGGGACCAGCCAAUCCAGGGUAGAAGAAGAUGUCAGCCCAUCACCUCAAAAGUCCUCGGAAACUAUGCAGCUGAAGAAGGAGAUCUCCCUGCUGAAUGGUGUCAGCCUGGUGGUGGGCAACAUGAUCGGCUCAGGGAUCUUUGUCUCACCCAAGGGUGUGCUGGUAUACACUGCCUCCUAUGGAUUGUCGCUGGUCGUGUGGACCAUUGGUGGGCUCUUCUCUGUUGUGGGUGCCCUUUGUUACGCUGAACUGGGGACCACCAUCACCAAGUCGGGGGCCAGCUAUGCUUAUAUUUUAGAGGCCUUUGGCGGCUUCAUUGCCUUCAUCCGCCUGUGGGCCUCUCUUCUGAUUGUUGAGCCCACCAGUCAGGCCAUCAUCGCCAUCACCUUCGCCAACUACAUCAUCCAGCCUUCCUUCCCCACCUGUGACCCCCCGUACCUAGCCUGCCGUCUCAUCGCUGCUGCUUGCAUAUGUCUGCUGACGUUUGUGAACUGUGCUUACGUCAAGUGGGGCACACGUGUGCAGGACGCGUUCACAUACGCCAAGGUCCUAGCACUCAUUGCCAUCAUUGUCAUGGGCCUUGUUAAACUGUGCCAGGGACACUCUGAGCACUUACAGGACGCCUUUGAGGGUUCCUCCUGGGCCAUGAGAAACCUCUCUCUUGCCCUCUACUCUGCCCUCUUCUCUUACUCAGGUUGGGACACCCUUAAUUUUGUAACAGAAGAAAUCGAAAACCCAGAAAGAAAUUUGCCCUUAGCCAUUGGAAUUUCUAUGCCGAUUGUGACGCUCAUCUAUAUCCUGACCAACGUGGCCUAUUACACAGUGCUGAGCAUUUCAGAUGUCCUUAGUAGUGAUGCUGUGGCUGUGACAUUUGCUGACCAGACGUUUGGCAUGUUCAGCUGGACCAUCCCCAUUGCUGUUGCCCUGUCCUGCUUUGGGGGUCUCAAUGCAUCUAUAUUUGCUUCAUCAAGGUUAUUCUUCGUGGGCUCCCGUGAAGGCCAUCUCCCGGACCUUCUGUCCAUGAUCCACAUUGAGCGUUUUACACCUAUACCUGCUUUACUGUUCAAUUGCACCAUGGCACUCAUCUACCUCUCUGUGGAGGAUGUUUUCCUGCUCAUCAACUACUUCAGCUUUAGUUACUGGUUCUUCGUGGGCCUGUCGGUGGCUGGACAGCUCUACCUCCGCUGGAAGGAGCCCGAGCGGACCCGGCCUCUCAAGCUGAGCCUGUUUUUUCCCAUCGUGUUCUGCGUAUGCUCAGUGUUUCUGGUGAUUGUGCCCCUCUUCAGUGACACCAUUAAUUCCCUCAUUGGCAUCGGGAUUGCUCUCUCCGGGGUCCCUGUCUACAUCAUGGGUGUUUACCUGCCAGAGUCCCGGAGGCCACUCUUUAUUCGGAAUGUUCUUGCUGCUAUCACCAGAGUCACCCAGCAGCUUUGCUUUUGUGUCCUGACUGAGCCUGAUGUAGCUGAAGAGAGGAAAACUGACUAGAGGUCAAAGAUGACUUCCCCUGAGACCUGGAAGUCUGCCCACCUGUGGCCAAAGCCACCAAAAUCCCGAUAACAAGACUAUGUGGGCCCAACUCCUGAAUUAAAGGAGCCUGUGGACCUACAACAUACAAGGGGCUCAGAGCCAGUACUCACUCUCAUUGACUGGGAGAAAACCUGCUUCAACUUCAAUCUGGCUACUCAGCAGACUGCAUGAGUGGAAGCAACUCAUUCUGGUGCUCAGGCUGGACUUCAGGACCCAAGGCAGGCCAGAGCAGCAGGUCUGGCCUAAUGGACCUUCCAGUAUGGGCAGGACGGCUGCAUUGGCAGGAUGGCUGCAUUGGAUUAUACAACUGUUUGUGCUGACCCUGACGUUUAUUCCGGACCCAGAAGAACCUGCUGGCUUGGCACACCUCAUGGGCUUCUUAUCCUCAGGUUUUGGAAUUGGUCAAUAGUAAAGAUAAGAACUAUGAGGUAGUCUCCCUUUCUGACCGUUCUUCUCCACCAAACUAGCCCAGUCACAGACAAGGGAAUAACAUUGGUCAUAUACUUGUUCAAUAACGAUUUAAGGGAGCAUGAUCACAGUUGCCUUAGGCAUGCACCUGUGAGAAUAUGGCAGGAACAUUCCUACCGUCAUGGGUUAGGGAUUAGUACGGCAAAUUCCUGCCUAACACUGGGAGUCUUAUGCAAAGGCUGACUUGCCUAAACUAUAAAACAUAAUUCCUGUCUGAGCCAAGCUGGCACCUAUCCGAGGUCUCCUCUAAGGCUAAUCCUUUGUAAGCAAAGUGCUUGUCUUGAGGAUCCCUGACCCUUAACUUUAACUUUCUCCACCAGAUAACCAGCUAAUUCCAGGAAUUUGCUGCCCCCCAGUGGCUUCUAGGGGAAGCAAGAGCCUCACACUCCAGGUGUCCUAGUACUUGCUUAGUGAGCCAUAUCAUCAUCCUCAUUUUUGGAUGGUCACAGCAUUCUUCCCCUCUGCGCUAGAUACAGACUUCUUCCAGGAACCUUUCUGUGGGAGCGAAGCCAGAGACUUCGUACAGCAUUCAAGCUUCAUGGUGGAAUUAAUUUCUGCCAGUUCUUUGUUUCCUUAAGUCCUUCUCCUGGUGUGCUAAUCCCUUUUGCAGUGGGUACAGUUUGUGAAGUUGUCUGCCCUUUAAUGUUGGCAAAACUUAAUGAGUACAUAAACAGCAGUGAGCACAUUGUA